This is a messenger RNA of Lytechinus variegatus (green sea urchin), 275 nucleotides long. Its product is annotated as dynein light chain LC6, flagellar outer arm. Bases 6 to 275 code for a protein of 89 amino acids. Lineage: Eukaryota; Metazoa; Echinodermata; Echinoidea; Temnopleuroida; Toxopneustidae. The record is from RefSeq and is a predicted model, not a curated record. Gene Ontology annotation, biological process: microtubule-based process; cilium assembly. The transcript has a single exon. Gene Ontology annotation, molecular function: dynein intermediate chain binding; dynein light intermediate chain binding. Gene Ontology annotation, cellular component: cytoplasmic dynein complex.
UCAUCAUGUCUGAACGCAAAGCCGUGAUCAAGAACGCUGAUAUGCCUGAGGACAUGCAACAGGACGCAGUGGACUGCGCUACCCAAGCUCUCGAGAAGUUCAACAUCGAGAAGGACAUCGCAGCCUACAUCAAGAAGGAGUUCGACAAGAAAUACAACCCAACCUGGCAUUGCAUUGUGGGUCGCAACUUUGGCAGCUACGUCACGCACGAGACAAAGCAUUUCAUCUACUUCUAUCUGGGACAAGUCGCUGUGCUUCUUUUCAAAUCUGGAUGA